GCCUGAACAGAAGGCAGAAGGAGCAGACCACAGCAGGCCUAAACGCGUAGUAAACGAAAGCUGAACUGUUGCUUUAUUCUUUUGACGAAUUAAAUACUUUAUUUGAGUUUCAACGUAUUGGAUAUAUUAUAUGACGGUUGAGUAUGUUAACUAGAUAAGUCGGGGGCAGUGAACUAGCUCGGUUAGCUAGGUUAGCUGGCUAAACAUUUGAGUUUAGUUUUGUUGUUGUUUGAGUAAUAGUGUCCAACUCAGUUAUGUAGCGUUAAGCCUUUAAAGUUAGUGAUUAUUUAGCUCUGUGGUUUUUAGAGCAGAAUAAAAUCGCAGCUAAAAGCGGCUUUAAACUGUAUUAAAGCUCUAGAUAGCUAAAGUAAAGAUGCCGGAGCUGGAAGACAGCCCCAAAAGGCGGCGGCGCAGUCGUUCUCUCAGCCCGGCCAGCGACGCGAGUCCAGCGGCCAAGAGCUCCAGACACGACGGGCCCGAGGAGCGGCCAGCCCGGUGGACGGAGAGCAAAGAGAGGAGCAGGAACCGCUUCAGGAUGGCGAACUCCCGCAGCAGGUCCAGAUCCAGGUCUAGAUCCAGGUCCAGGGAGCGGGAGAAGAUGUCCUGGGAUCGGGGAUACGGAGGGUCUCGGUCGGAUUACUAUGAUAAGAGAGAUGAUGCCCAACGCCAGAGACAGGAGGCUUUUAUCGCCAGGCGUUUGCAAGAAAGGGAGAGGAUUGGUGAACUGGGAUGUCCUGAGGUCUGGGGUUAUUCACCAAGAGUCAGAGAACCAGACUCAGAUGAACACACCCCUGUUGAAGAGGACGUGAAGAACGGCAGCUCUGAUUCAAGUGCAGAAGAGGAAAGAAAAAAGAAGAAGAAAAAGAAAAAGAAGUCAAAGAAGAAGAAGGCACGGAAGCACUCGGAGGAAAGCGAGACAGAAAGUGAAUCAGAAGCAGAAGAGGUGAAGAAGAAGAAAAAGAAGAAGAAAAGCAAGAAGAAGAAAUCGAAGAAGAAGAAGGCUAAGAAGAGCCGCAAGGAGUCCAGCAGUUCCAGCAGUGAUCAGUCUGAAGAGGAGGAUGAGGAUAUAGAUGGGGAGCUGUGGGUGGAGAAAACUGGUCUGGAGGAACAUGUUGUUGGACCUGAAGCUCCAUUAACUCACAUGUCGCAGGACGAUAGACCAUUAGAUUUUGGUCAUGCUCUGCUCCCUGGUGAAGGUGCUGCCAUGGCGGAGUAUGUGAAAGCAGGGAAGCGUAUUCCGAGAAGAGGUGAAAUCGGCCUGACCAGUGAUGAGAUUGCAGACUUUGAGAAGUCUGGCUAUGUGAUGAGCGGAAGCAGACAUCGGCGUAUGGAGGCUGUGCGUCUGAGAAAGGAAAACCAGAUUUACAGCGCAGACGAGAAGAGGGCCCUGGCAUCCUUCAACCAGGAGGAACGAAGGAAGAGAGAGAGUAAAAUCCUGUCCAGCUUCAGAGAAAUGGUCUACAGGAAGACUAAAGGCAAAGAAGAGAAAUAGGGCUGUCUGUCUAUCUGUCAGCCGUCUUCACUUUCUAUGUACAGUGGUAUAAUUUAGUAAUUCUAUAAUGUUGUGGAAAUACUGAAAUCUGCAUCGAAUGCAAGAUUGUUUCGUUUUUUUGUUCGCUUUUGCUAAAUCCUUUCAGUAUAAAGCAGAGUUGAUUUAAUAUCAGUACUUUUACUUAUUUUACUGUUUUACUCUUUAAUAAAGUGUGAGUGGUCAUCUUACAGAUGAUUGAAGUGAUGAUGCACUUUUACAUCUCUUUAACCCUUGUCCAGUCUGCAACAAAUGUCAAUAAAACCUUUUGAAUAAUUAAAUAAAUCUACUGUUAACUGGAAAACACAA
This is a messenger RNA of Astyanax mexicanus (Mexican tetra), 1837 nucleotides long. RefSeq names its product NFKB activating protein (gene nkap). Gene Ontology annotation, molecular function: chromatin binding. The transcript is spliced from 8 exons. The record is from RefSeq and is a predicted model, not a curated record. Lineage: Eukaryota; Metazoa; Chordata; Actinopteri; Characiformes; Acestrorhamphidae. Gene Ontology annotation, biological process: regulation of gene expression. Bases 374 to 1492 code for a protein of 372 amino acids. Gene Ontology annotation, cellular component: nucleus.